Orbicella faveolata is the source of this 1416-nucleotide messenger RNA. RefSeq names its product vesicle-associated membrane protein 7-like. Gene Ontology annotation, cellular component: membrane; SNARE complex. Gene Ontology annotation, biological process: exocytosis; vesicle fusion. NCBI's taxonomy places the organism in Eukaryota, Metazoa, Cnidaria, Anthozoa, Scleractinia, Merulinidae. Gene Ontology annotation, molecular function: SNARE binding; SNAP receptor activity. The record is from RefSeq and is a predicted model, not a curated record.
UUAAAUUAUAUUUCUAGUUAUUUUCAUACCAUUAAUUAGGGGUAUAAGAUCUGUCUCUACAAGCAUGUUGCAAGCCAGGCCAGGUUUGAUGACUGUAAGACUUCAGCUAGUUAGAGCUUAUUUCUUUCUUUAGCGACAAAGGAAGAUGACAAAAUACGCUGCAAACGAGAUUUAAUAGACACGGGGUCCUGUUUUUUAAAGGAAAGAUGAUUCUAUCCACCAGAUGAAUCACUAUCUUGUAAAUAAGUGCUAACACGUCACCCGGAAGGAGACAUGCCGAUCCUUUACAGUGUUGUAGCUAGAGGAACAACAGUUCUAGCCAAGUUUGCCUCUUGUGCUGGCAAUUUUGCAGAGGUUACAGAACAAAUUUUGAGUCGAAUUCCACCAGAGAAUUCCAAACUCACUUAUACCCAGGGGAGCUACUUGUUUCAUUACAUAUCUGAAGACAGGAUUGUCUACCUCUGCAUUACAGAUGACGAUUUCGAAAGGUCAAAAGCCUUUAUGUACCUAACAGAGAUUAAGAAACGUUUUCAAAGUGCAUAUCAUGGCCGAGCUCAGACGGCUCUGCCUUAUGCAAUGAACAGUGAAUUUUCAAGGGUUUUGUCAGCUGAAAUGAAACACUUUUCAGACACUGGAAAUCAAUCAGAUAACUUAUCCAAGGUACAAGGAGAACUAGAUGAACUCAAGGGAAUCAUGGUGAAAAAUAUUGACACCAUUGCACAAAGAGGAGAACGUUUAGAACUCUUGAUUGACAAAGCAGAAGACCUAAAUACCACUUCCCUCACUUUCAAGAAAUCCAGCAAAGGUCUAGCCAGAGCCAUGUGGUGGAAAAACGUCAAAAUCACCAUUAUACUUGUCAUUGUUAUCAUAGUGGUUCUCUACUUAAUUGUGUCAGCAGCCUGCAGUGGAUUAGACUGGGGUGGAUGUAUACACAAAGAAAAAAAAGAUUAAUAAGUCCAGACAUUUAGCAUGAUUUAGGAAGGAAUGAAUGAAUUCUGAUUACACUUUAGUAUUAAAGUUAAAAUGAGUUUUAUUCAAACAAUGAUGUGUGUGCCAAUGUGAAGCAAACUCUAGGUACGAAUCCUUACAGCUUUCGUAAUAUUGUUAGCUGUCAAAUAAGUGAGAUGCAACCAGUGCAAACUCACUGUUUUGGCAAAGGCCACCAAUAUUUUGGGUGUAUAAUGCCCAAAAUUGAUUGAAAAAUACUUUUUCCUUUCAAUAUCAAUAGAAUGUCAGGCUGACAUGUGGUGAGAUAGAGUACGAGUAGUCUCUCUUUCAGACCAAGCGAAAGAAGGACUACUUGUAGUCUAUUGGUGAGAAUACUGAAAAUCAUAAAGGGGGGAUAUUGUCUUGAUUUACUGUAAAUCCUCGAAUUAGCGCCCGGGGCACUUAUUUCAAAUUUAGGAGAAGAUGGGG